CUUUUCCCCAAAUUCACUUCUCCACCGUUGCCACACACUCGCUUUUGCUUCAUUUCGCCGUUUCUGUUAAACAAACCAUUACCGUUUAUCGUUGUGAUCGGAUUUUUUACACUCUUUUCCGGCCGGGUUGUUGAAGUAACAAUGGUCGACGUAGACCGGAGGAUGACCGGACUGAAUCCGGCUCACUUAGCCGGACUCCGCCGUCUAUCCGCAAGAGCCGCCGCUUCUUCUCCGUCAACUCCGGUGCCUCCUCGGAAUAGUCUCCUUUCUUUCUCCUCCCUUGCUGAUAAAGUUAUAUCUCAUCUCAAGAGCUCUGGUAUUCAGGUUCAGGCCGGGUUGUCGGAUGUGGAGUUCGCUAGAGCUGAAGCAGAGUUUGGGUUUGCUUUUCCACCUGACUUAAAAGCUGUUCUCUCCGCCGGUUUACCUAUCGGACCCGGUUUUCCUGACUGGCGCUCUACCGGUCCGGCUCGGUUCCAGCUUCGUGCUUCGAUUGACUUACCCAUCGCUGCAAUUUCAUUCCAUAUAGCUCGUAAUGCUUUGUGGUCUAAGUCAUGGGGUCCUAGGCCAUGUGACCCAGAAAAGGCAAUUAAAAUAGCCAGAAAUGCUCUCAAAAGAGCUCCACUUCUGAUACCCAUUUUCAACCAUUGUUACAUUCCUUGUAAUCCUUGUUUAGCUGGUAACCCAAUUUUCUACGUGGACGAAAAUCGGAUUUUCUGCUGCGGAUUUGAUCUAUCCGACUUCUUUGAUCGUGAAUCAUCUUUGUUCCAAAGUGAUCCUCAGAUUCUUUCAAAACAACGCUCUUUAAGCGAAAAAUCAGCUGGUUCAUCAUCCACUUUCUCAAGGAGGAGCCUCGAUACACUCUCCGGUGGUCGGACGCCGCGUUGGGUGGAGUUCUGGAGUGAUGCUGCCGUAGAUCGAAGGCGGAGGAACUCAAAUUCGUCAUCGUCAUGUUCAACCUCACCGGAAAGGUACUUUGAAAUGCCCAAGUCCAAAAUGCCUAAUUGGGUCGACGAGUACGUAGAUAAUAUCGGGUCGGUUUUGAAAGAAGGCGGGUGGGCUGAAUCGGAUGUGAAGGAAAUUGUACAAGUUACAGCUUCUGGAUUCUUCGAAGGUGAAAUGAUAUUGUUGGAUAAUCAAGCGGUUAUGGAUGCUCUUCUUGUGAAAGCGGAUCGGUUCUCUGAUUCGCUCCGUAAGGCCGGGUGGAGCUCCGAAGAAGUUUCCUAUGCACUGGGUUUUGAUUAUCGACCGGAGAAGGAAAAGAAACCGGCUAAGAAGCUUUCACCGGAGUUAGCGGAAAGAAUCGGGAAAUUGGCUGAGUCGGUAACCCGUUCACGGUCAUCAUCAUAGAAUUGGUUAACCGGCUACCGGCAAACAUCGAGAUUCCUUUUUUCAUGUUCUUUUUUAGAUUUUCGAAACCUCGGGUUUGGUAUAUGCCUCUUUUUGGGUACAAUUGAUAUUCAGAGGCAAAAAAGAAACAAAUACGCGUUGAUGUAUUAUUAUUAAAAAAGUACAAAGAAUUUGAAAGAUGGAAAAAAUUAGGAGAAAGUGUAUU
This is a messenger RNA of Solanum verrucosum, 1552 nucleotides long. RefSeq lists its product as uncharacterized. The record is from RefSeq and is a predicted model, not a curated record. The transcript has a single exon. Bases 142 to 1347 code for a protein of 401 amino acids. Lineage: Eukaryota; Viridiplantae; Streptophyta; Magnoliopsida; Solanales; Solanaceae.